Molecule: messenger RNA, 621 nt
Organism: Archocentrus centrarchus (flier cichlid)
Lineage: Eukaryota; Metazoa; Chordata; Actinopteri; Cichliformes; Cichlidae
Gene: coxfa4l2
Product: cytochrome c oxidase subunit NDUFA4
Exons: 4
Coding region: 199-447 (82 amino acids)
Cellular component (GO): respiratory chain complex IV
Source: RefSeq, a predicted model, not a curated record
GGGAAGUGGGAAGGAGACUGGCAACAGGUUUCACCGCACUGGCCAACAUACUGUACUUAAGCUAGCAGGGACCUCUUUGUAAUAACCUGCAGAGAGAUAUUCUCUCAUAUGGAUAAGUUCAGCCUCUAGCCGUCAGUUUUUCUUUUCACAACGUUUUGUUUUUAUUUUGGUGGAUUUGUUUUUGGAAGAAUAAUAAAGAUGAUUAAGACCAUGUUUCAACAUGCGAAGAAACAUCCAGGGUUAAUCCCUCAAUUUUUCUUCAUGACUCUGGGCAUCACAGGGGCCGCUCUCUACCUUAUUCGUCUGGCAAGAGGGCCGCAUGUCACCCUCUGGAACAAGAACAACAACCCGGAGCCCUGGAGCAAGCUUGACCCAACCUACCAAUACAAGUUUGUGGCCAUCAACACAGACUACAAGAAGCUGAAGAAAGAGGGACCUGACUUCUAAAGGUCCUCCAGGCAACUCCAGGGGCACCAAGUUUGGCAGGACCUCCUGCUGCUAUCUCACUGAUGUGAAACUUCUUCCUGUACAUUUACUUGAUCUUACCUGAUGCUCUGCUACAGAGACUUUAAUUUAAUAUAAUAUACACUGUGAACAAAAAUAAAGAAAGAUCACCCAAGA